AUGGAAGAGGCACUCCUCAGCUCCCGUGCCUUUGAUCCUGGGAGGGUCCUGCCCAUAGCAACUGAGUGGAAAGCUUUGCUGCCCUCACACCGCGAGUCCAAAAUUGCCAGGAAAGAAGAUGAUAGUGGACUCCCUGGAGUUGUGAGCCUGGACGCGUUUAGCGACACGUUUGGUGCACAGCUGUCUGGAAACAGGACAGGGAUGCUCACUGCCUUGUUUGAAGACUUCAAGACGAAUUUU
Cladocopium goreaui is the source of this 240-nucleotide messenger RNA. Lineage: Eukaryota; Dinophyceae; Suessiales; Symbiodiniaceae. The record is from the annotation of a GenBank genome assembly.